Molecule: messenger RNA, 282 nt
Organism: Meloidogyne enterolobii
Lineage: Eukaryota; Metazoa; Nematoda; Chromadorea; Rhabditida; Meloidogynidae
Source: the annotation of a GenBank genome assembly
UUAAUGCACAAUUGCUUUGGUCUUUAACAAUAAAAGAUUUCAUUUAUCAGUCGAUUGCUGCUUUUGUGGGGGAGAUAAAAGCUAAAAAUUAUGGCAGAAAUUCACCAACAAAAAUUAUAUCGCGAGCAACUUAUUAAAGAGGCAUCGAAAAUACGUUUUUUGGCCAUAAGCACUAUUGCUUUAAGUACAGUGUCGCUAGCAAGUGUUGUUCUCGCUAUACCCUUUUUAUUUUUAAAAGUGCAAUCAACGCAAUCGGAAGCAAAAGUUGUGUAUUUUACUUAA